AUGGUAUCCUUUGAUACCACAUACCAAACCAAUAGGUACAACAUGGUGUUUACUCCAUUUACAGGCGUUGACCAUCAUAAGAAUUGCAUUAAUUUUGUUGUUGGUUUCAUAGAGAAGGAAGAUAUCAUGUCAUUUGAAUGGUUGUUCAGAUCAUUCCUCAAGGCAAUGGGUGGGAAUGAACCUAAUUGUAUGAUCACAGAUCAGGAUCCAGCAAUGAAAAUUGCUAUUAGAAGUGUGUUUAAGAAGACUGAACAUCGGUUCUGUAUGUGGCACAUAAUGAAAAAGUUACCAGAUAAGGUGGAGAAAUCAAUCAUGCAAGAAGAAACUGGUUUCCUAAAAAAAUUAUGUGCUUGCGUUUGGCACCUUGAAAUUGAACCUGCUGAGUUUGAAGAAAGGUGGAACAAGGUGAUGAUUGAAUACCACUUGGAACAACAUGAAUGGUUAGGUUAUAUGUACAAGAUAAGAGACAAGUGGAUUCCGGCCUAUUUCAGAGAUGUGUUCCUUGGAGGAAUAAUGCGUACAACAUCAAGAUCCGAAAGUGAAAACAACUUUUUCUUCUCCUUUAUCAAUCCUCAUGUGUCACUUGUUGAGUUUUACUUGAGAUAUGAAGCUGCAAUUGAUGCCCAGAGACACACUCAAGGUCAGAAUGAUAAUGAUUCAAAGCACAAAUAUCUUGAGUGCAAAACACCAAAAGAAAAUGAAUUGGAAGUUGCAACAGUAAGUGAAGGAAAUCGGACUAGAACAUUUGAUGUUGUGUUUAAUCCAACUAACUAUGACACCACAUGUUCUUGCAAGCUAUUUUGUAGGCAAGGAAUUCCAUGUAGACAUAUGAUUUGGGUUUGGAAAGCAAAAAGGUUUGAAACCAUUCCCGAGCAGUAUAUGCUACACAGGUGGACUACUAUGGCAUUAAAGAAACCAAUUUUUGACUUGGGAGAAAACAUGUUGGAGCAAUGUGCUAAUAUAAUAGACAAGAAAAAAUUGUUAAAUGAUUUAUGGUCAGAGAUACACACUUGUGUAAGUUUGGAAGAAGGCAAAGAUGAAGAUAUUCAAGACCUUGUGAUAAAUCUUCAAGGAAUAAGAAAGGAUUUGGAAGCAAAGAGGAUUGCAAGAAAUAAUGAAACAACAGCUGGAAGUGCAAAAAACACAGAGCAAGACAUUGAGCUAUUGAUUGGAGCUAGUGUGCCAAAUGAAAUAAUUGUCAAACCUCCAAAAGUUUCAAAGAAUAAAGGGACUGGAGUUCAUGUAUCAAAUGAAGAGACUUCAAAAAAGAAAGCGACUGAGAUUGAUGUGUCAAAUGUUGAAACAAGAUGUAGAAGUGCAAAAAGGCUUAAGGGAGAAAAAGAAAAGACUACUUAA
Chenopodium quinoa (quinoa) is the source of this 1356-nucleotide messenger RNA. RefSeq names its product protein FAR1-RELATED SEQUENCE 5-like. Gene Ontology annotation, biological process: regulation of DNA-templated transcription. The record is from RefSeq and is a predicted model, not a curated record. Gene Ontology annotation, molecular function: zinc ion binding. The transcript has 4 exons. The coding region runs from base 1 to 1356 and encodes 451 amino acids. Lineage: Eukaryota; Viridiplantae; Streptophyta; Magnoliopsida; Caryophyllales; Amaranthaceae.